UCCAACGAACAUGAAUCUUCCAAUAUUCAACAUUCUGCAAGCUAUUGAACCACUUGAGUGGCUUGGAGACGAAUUCAAGGAGAAGACAGAUGACUCAGUGAUAGUAAUGAAAGAAAAUAUAAACGAAAAAUCUGAUAGAUGGAAAAGGUAUAAUAGUGUCGAAGAAAUGAUUAAAGGGGAAACGGAUUUAAGAUGGAUUGAUUAUAACAUGAUAUACGAUAUUAAGUUCCUUGCUAAAGGUGGCUGUGGAAAAGUGUAUUAUGCUAAAAUCAAUAAGAGUAAUGGUGAAUCAUGUGAAGUAGCCCUAAAGAGCGUCAAUAAUUCUGCGGACAACGUAUAUGAAUUUAUGAAUGAAGUUAUUAAUUUCAAUAAAACAAAAAAUGACCAGUACGUUGUCACAAUUUAUGGAAUUGCUCGGGAUCCAGUUUCCUUGGAUUAUCUUUUGGUUAUGGAAUAUUCGACUUUUGGAAGCUUAAAAGAUUAUAUUCAUAAUAAUAUUUCUACGCUUACGUGGAAGGAACGAAUUAAUUUUGUUCAUGAUAUUGCAUCUGGUCUUACAGAACUUCAUGUCGUCGACUUAUUGCAUACCGAUUUCCAUAGCGGAAAUUUAUUGCUUUUUGGUGGGAGAAGAAAUAAUUUAAAAGUAAAGAUCACAGACUUAGGCUUAUCACGGCCACUUGGUGUGAAACCAACAGAAGGGCAGGUUUUUGGAGUCCUGCCAUUUAUAGCUCCAGAGGUUUUAUUAGGAAGUAAAUAUAUGAAAGAAUCUGAUAUAUAUAGCCUUGGUAUUAUUAUGUGCACAAUUGCGACUGGUAAAUUGCCAUUCGACGAUCGAAGCUACGAUCAAGAUCUCACACUUGCUAUCUGUAAUGGAGCAAGGCCAAACAUUGGAAAACACACGCCCGAGUUUUAUAAAGAGUUAGUGCAGAAAUGCUUGGAUAAAGACUCGAAAGUUCGCCCAACUGCCAAAGAAAUUAGAUCAUUGGCCCAUCGUUGGAAAUAUGAAAUGCAAAUUUCCAAAAUUGGAUGA
Molecule: messenger RNA, 1030 nt
Organism: Acaulospora morrowiae
Lineage: Eukaryota; Fungi; Glomeromycota; Glomeromycetes; Diversisporales; Acaulosporaceae
Source: the annotation of a GenBank genome assembly